UUCGAGACGACAUCCCCUUCCUCAAAGGCCACUCCUUCUCUGACGGCAGUGGAUGCGGCCGCAAUGUGCAACUACUUCAAAAACUACUACAUAUACAGCACUUGCCGUGAGCCCAAUGUGCAUUUCAUCCGAACAUCCAUCGAUGGAUCUAAAGAAAACCGAUGUAACGACAGUCCCCAUGAUCGAUUUAUUGUGGUGGUCGGCAAAUGUCGACUUUGUCGUUGAUUUUAUAUGGAUCGACGUCGACGAAACACUAUAUGGCCUCAACGGCCUCCUCCGAAUUUAGAAUGCGGCAUAUCUUCACGGCAUAUCUCACGAAUUCUUUCGAACCACCAUCAUUAAUAAUUCCUCGAUUGUUCCAUGAGCGCCUUGUUUACUCUCUCAUUAUCUGUCUGUCCGACUUAUCUGGUUUUUCUUUUCUAAUUUUGUUAUUAUUUACUCGCUUUCUUUAUUCCUUUCCCGCUUUAUGUCUUCCAGAAAUUCCAGGCGAAAUUCUUCUGUCACAUGUAUAUCGGAUCUGGCACGGGCAUCAUGUAUGGCGCUUUAAGGAGUCAACAAAAGAGGGUCGGCUUUUUUCCUUUUCCUUUUUCUUUUUUUUCCCCCUUCUUUUCUUCUUCACUAUUUUCUUUUCUCUAUCCUGUUUAGAUCCCAUUGUUGUUUGGCUUCAGUCAUGUUAUAUAUCACCCUGUUUUGUCACAUGAAGGAAAACAAACUAAAUUUACCAUAUCGUUGCCUAUUUUGAAGGGUUACUAUUGCUUCCAGAUGGUGGUGCUUUUCCGAACUGCUUUGUUCUUUUCUUCACCUUUUGGGGCGGGCACGGACUGACCUCGCGAGGGGAACCACUUUGACGAGUCAGAGAAGCGGGAACUAAGGGGAAGCGCUACACAAGAACACAAGAGGCCGCCUUGACCUUCUCUUUAGACUAGCAUCAACAAU
Aspergillus pseudotamarii is the source of this 936-nucleotide messenger RNA. RefSeq lists its product as uncharacterized. NCBI's taxonomy places the organism in Eukaryota, Fungi, Ascomycota, Eurotiomycetes, Eurotiales, Aspergillaceae. The record is from RefSeq and is a predicted model, not a curated record. The transcript has a single exon. Bases 207 to 701 code for a protein of 164 amino acids.